GAAACGCUCCCUCUCCUCCCACCUCACCUCGACCCAGCCAGCUCCCACCUGCUGUGCACGGCGCGUCAGGCUACGAUGCUCGGUCGCUCCCAGAGCACGCGGUUCGACCACAACCAGGAGAACCCGCACGCGCACCUUCAUCACAAGACGCCGGCUCGCGCGGGCAAGGCCGGUCCCUCGGCGGGCCCAGCUCCGGUGACGGGCGGCAAGGGCGCGUUGCAGCAGCAGACGGCCAAGUCGGGCAGGGUACUCGGCGCAAAGGACCGCAACGGGGGCAAGAACGGGCAGCCAGACCCCUCGACCCUCCUCUUCUCCGCCAAGCCUGGCGCGUCAACCUCGCAAGCCCAGGCGGGCCCGUCAUGCGCGCCUCGCCCCGUCCAGCAGCAGUUCAAGACGCCUCUGCCCAACAAGACGUUCCGCCCGGCGCAAGAGCUGCGCACGCCUGCGACGGCCCUGCGCCCGAGGCACGCGCCGUCGCUCAUGCUCGGCUCGCCCGACGUGUCGAUGGACCUCGACGUCGAGGAGGAGGAGCAGGAGCAGCAGGAGGAAGAGGACAGGGAGGUCGAGUACGCCGGACCGAGUGCGCGCGACUACGACGAGCCCUACCUCCCCGACUUCCCUGUUCCCGACUUCAAGACGGCGGGCUACGGUGCGGCGGUCCGGUCGAUGCCGCUCGCGGGUGUCGAGGACGCGGCGGAUUGGGCCGAGCAAGACGCGCUCGAGCGGAGCUCCUUCAAGGCCGAGCUCGACGAGGGAGUGACUGAGCACUCUGCCCUCUCAGCACCAGCAGCGCCGCAGCCGCUCUUCCCUGCGCCAAAGCGCCGCGCUCCUCUCGGCGCCAAGCCCGCCAACACGUCGUACCUGAGCUCGAGUGUCAGUGGGCGGGCGCACGGCACCACGUCGCUCGCCGGCUCAAGCGCGGCCAGCUCGGCUCGCAAAGCUCCGGCCGGCUCCGCCUUGGCUCCCCGCCGCCCUGUCGCCGCCUCGACGGCCGCGAGCGCGCCCGGCUCGACUCGUACGUCGGGACCUGCGUCGUCCAAAGCGCCGCUGCGCGGCGGGAUGCAGCCGCCGUCGAAGCUCGGCCCCAUGUCGACCAAGCCCGGCUCCUCGACCGCGACCAAGGCGACCUCGGCCUCCUCCCUCGGCGCGAGCCGGCCCCUCCUCGCCCGUGCCACCUCGACCGCGUCCUCCCUCCUCGGCUCGAGCGCCGCCCGCCCUCGCCCGCCGCCACUCGCGCUCCCCCUCUCUCGCCCCGCCUCGUCCUCGUCCCUGCGCUCGGCCAACUCGACCUCGGCCGCCCCGCUCUCGCCUGCGCAAGUCGCCGCACGGCGCAAGGCCGAUGAGCAGGCCGCUGAGCGCGAGCUCGGCGUGUUCGGCCUCGUCGAGGACGACGGCGUCGACCUCGCUGCCCUCGAGGCCUUCCAGUUCGGCGACGAGGACAGCUUCAAGCUCGACCUCGACAUCGAGCUGUGAGCCCGACACGGUGGUGGCGAUGCGGCUGGUCCGUGCCUUCUUUACCGAUUUGUAGAUGUGCCCUCUCCCCCUCGCGCUCGAACCUCUCUCUCUCUUUCUCUAUCUCUCUCUCUCUCUCGUCCGUUUUGCCUCCCACCUCUCCCUCCUUCCUUCGUGUUGUCUAUCUUUCCAACGACUCUCG
This is a messenger RNA of Rhodotorula graminis WP1, 1654 nucleotides long. RefSeq lists its product as uncharacterized. The record is from RefSeq and is a predicted model, not a curated record. The transcript has 4 exons. The coding region runs from base 76 to 1473 and encodes 465 amino acids. Lineage: Eukaryota; Fungi; Basidiomycota; Microbotryomycetes; Sporidiobolales; Sporidiobolaceae.